AAGACGCUUGCGAUCCAAACACAUAUAUAGUAGUACGACACAAACAAAAAAAAAAGUUGUAGUUUUCCAAAAAUAACAUGGCAGUUUCAACAAAUCAUCACGUGAUUCUCUUCCCUUACAUGUCAAAAGGCCACACCAUCCCUCUCCUCCAGUUCGGUCGUCUCCUCCUCCGUCACCACCGCAACGAACAAACCAUCUCCGUCACCGUCUUCACCACUGCCAAGAACCAACCAUUCAUCUCAGAGUUCCUCUCCGACACACCGGAGAUCAAUGUCACCUCUCUCCCUUUCCCGGAAAACAUCUCAGGGAUCCCUCCCGGCGUCGAGAACACGGAGAAGCUCCCUUCCAUGUCACUCUACGUGCCCUUCACACGCGCCACGAAGCUUCUCCAACCAUUCUUCGAAGAAACACUCAAGAGUCUUCCACAAGUUUCGUUCAUGGUCACCGAUGGAUUCCUCUGGUGGACAUCAGAAUCUGCGGCUAAGUUCAAGAUUCCUAGAUUGGUCUUUUACGGCACUAACGCUUACGCAUUUGCCGUCCUCAACUCUACUUUACAUUACAAACUCUUUACCAUACCGGAAAUCAAAUCUGAUACCGAACCAGUCACUGUACCGGACUUUCCAUGGAUCCAGGUUAAGAAGUGUGAUAUCGACCAUGUCCUUACCGAUCCGAAACAAUCAGGUCCAGCUCACGAACUUUUAAUGGACCAAGUGAGUUCAAACACCACAACUACAAGCCAUGGGUGUUUAGUCAAUAGCUUCUACGAGCUCGAGUCAGCAUUUGUUGAUCAUGAGAACAACAACAACUCUGAUAGACCAAGGUCGUGGUGUGUCGGCCCACUAUGUUUGACAGAUCCUCCUAAAUCGGGAAGUGCUAAGCCGGCUUGGAUUCAUUGGUUGGAUCGGAAAGAAGAAGAAGAACGUCCAGUGUUGUACGUGGCGUUUGGAACACAGGCAGAGAUAUCAAACGAGCAGCUCAAGGAACUUGCUUUAGGCUUGGAAGAUUCCAAGGUCAACUUUCUGUGGGUCACAAGAAAAGACGUGGAAGAGAUUCUUGGACAAGGAUUCAAAGAUAGAAUAAGGGAGAGUGGGAUAAUAGUGAGAGAUUGGGUGGACCAAUGGGAGAUAUUAUCACAUGAAAGUGUUAAAGGAUUUUUGAGCCAUUGCGGUUGGAACUCAGCGCAAGAGAGCAUAUGCGCUGGGGUCCCUUUGCUGGCUUGGCCGAUGAUGGCGGAGCAACCGCUCAAUGCAAAGAUGGUUGUGGAGGAGAUAAAUGUAGGAGUAAGAGUUGAAACUGAAGAUGGGACUGUACAAGGAUUCGUGACAAGAGAGGAACUAAGUCGAAAGAUUAAAGAACUAAUGGAAGGAGAAACGGGAAAAAUUACAAGAAAGAAUGUGAAAGAAUACUCAAAAAUGGCAAAAGCAGCUUUGGUCAAAGGGACUGGUUCGUCUUGGAAGAACUUAGAUUUGAUCCUUAAAGAGUUAUGUAAGAGUAGAGAGUCGAACGGUGCUAAUGACUAGAGAAGUGUCUUGAAGACUGGAUAACUAAACCGACUUUAGACUGGUUCGUAUACAGAAACCCAGUAUAUACCAUGAUGUAUAUUUUGUGUAAGUCUUGGUUUGGUUGAAAAGAUGAUCCUGAUGGCAAUAAUUGACAUUUCAAUUGAUGA
Messenger RNA from Camelina sativa (false flax), 1669 nucleotides. RefSeq names its product UDP-glycosyltransferase 90A1-like. Gene Ontology annotation, molecular function: UDP-glucosyltransferase activity. The record is from RefSeq and is a predicted model, not a curated record. Lineage: Eukaryota; Viridiplantae; Streptophyta; Magnoliopsida; Brassicales; Brassicaceae.